AUGAGAUGGGCAUUGCUGCCUACCACGUGCUGCCUACACCGACGGCCUGGAGGCCCGCGCAUCUGCACCUUUCUACCUGACGCACCAGUGCCGAUCCAACUCCACCACUACGCACGCCUCGCGGCGGGGGCGCCGCAGCAAGAAGCUAUCGGUCCCUUGAGGACCUCCAGAAUAUUUCCUGGAACUUUCUUUGCGCGCUCUCUCUCCCUGCGCCGGUAUUCCACUUCGCCACACCCAGCCAACACCGCCGUGUUAGCGCACAAGAGCUUCGCACAGCGUGACUCGAGACAGAUGGGCAUGGAUAUCGAGGAGCUUUGCGAUCUGGAGGCCAAGCUGAAGACCUCGCGUGGAAGUGAUACGUCGCCUGCUAGUAGAGAUGCAAAGGUGAACAUCCUCAAGUACCUUCAAAUCAAGGCGGUAACGAGGUUUCAAGAAGCAUACGACGAUUUGUACUACGAGCUCAACAAGAAGGGAGGGCUUGAAUGUCUUCGCAGCAUCGUCCCGAUUCGGUGGAAGGAAGUCCUCCAGCCCAAAGUAUUGGAGCUACAGGACUGCGACGAAGACGAGGAACUCGAAAAGAAGCUAGACUUUUAUCUUGCGGACGCAGAGCUUACAAAGCCGCAUCUGGACGAGCUCGUAUCCAAGAUUGCGCACGACUCGUGUAAAUUCGUAGUACAGUACGUUGACGUCAAGUCACGGGAUCGCACGCGAGAGAAGGCAAGGAAGUCCUGUGGUGGGGACGUCCGAAAGGUUGCUGACAUGGCUAGGGUGACUGUGGUCUGUGCCACACCGGAGGCCUUGAAAGAGGUGUACUCGGCUAUCACGGGGCUGCCCAAGCCGCACCAUGUUCUACGGGUGAAAAACGGCUUCAACUCCGACUGGAUGCCAAGCGGUUACCGGGAUGUGAAAGUCAACCCCGUCGUGAACAAUCACCUAUGUGAGAUUCAGCUGCAGCUGCGCGAGUUCUUUGCGUUAAAAGGCGGCCAACACGCCGUGUACAAGUGGGCGCGGGAGCUUAACGUAGUUGCGGAUUUGCGUGCAGAAUACCUGUACAAGAACCUGUCCAUCGAGGUCACGAAAGAGAUGAUGCGCCUGGCGGGGCAGAAUUGGCGUGGAACUGGAUACUGUCUACCGGACCUUCAGGUCGCUGCUGGACAGUAUGAUCUGGUCGAGAAGGACCUUGGACAGCGACUUACGGACGCCGAGCGCAAAACACAUGGUGUUGAGGACCAUGGCAGCAAGGAAUCAAGACGAGCAUUACUCCGCUUAAAUACAGCCAGGGCAAGACUCGCCUAUGUGCGGCUGCAACAGGGCAAGUAUUCGGAAGCAGAAACUCUGUACAAACAAGCUGCUGCAUCGAAUGAGCUCGUUCUUGGACCCGAGCAUCCAAGGUUGGCAAUGGAUCUCAAUAACUUGGCGGGGUUGUUCGAGAAGCAGGGCAAGUAUGCGGAAGCCGAACCUCUGUGGGAACGCUCCCUCGCCAUCAAGGAGAAUGCUCUCGGCUCAGCCCACCCUGCGGUGGCGUUAGUACUCAACAACCUGGCGGUAUUGUUGAAGAUCCAGGGCAAGUAUGCUGCUGCCGCGCCACUCCAUCAGCGAUCACUGGCCAUACGCGAGAAGGUACUAGGUCCGGAGCACCCUGAUGUGUUCUCUUCGCUCAGCAACUGGGCUGCGUUGCUGAGGUGUCAGGGUAAGCACACCGAGGCUAUGCCACUUUUGGAGCGGUUCCAGGCGACAUGCGAGAAGGUUUAUGGUUCUGAGCACCAUUUGGUGGCUACAGCGCUUGAUGGCCGGGCAGGGUUGUUGAGAGAGCUGGGCAAGUACGCUGAGGCAGAGUCUCUUUAUGAGCGGUCGCACGCCAUUCGGGAGAAGGUGUUGGGCCCGGAGCAUCCACUUGUAGCCAAGUCGCUCCACAACCAGGCGGCAUUAUUUGAGAAUCAGGGCAAGUAUAAGAAAGCCGGGGCGUUUUAUGAAGGUUCCCUUGCCUUGAGGGAAACAGUUCUGGGUGCCGAACACCCGGACGUGGCCGAGUCGCUCAACAACCUCGCGACUCUGUUGCAGACGCAGGGCAAGCAUGCUGUGGCCGAGCAACUUUAUCAACGGUCACAGGCUAUACAGGUGAAGUUGCUAGGUCCGGAGCAUCCCCUUGUCGCCACGUCGCUCAACAACCGGGCGACGUUGUUUGCGAGUCAGGGCAAAUACGAGGAAGCCGGGAAGUUACAUGAACGUGCCCUUGCGAUGAGAGAGACGUUGCUGGGCCCGAAGCAUCCGGAUGUGGCGGAGUCGCUCAACAACCAAGCGGUGUUAUUGAAACAGCAGGCGAGCGGCAAGUACAUGGACGCAGAGCCCCUGUACGGCCGGAUCCUGGAUAUCCUGGGUGCAACCUUAGGCGAGCAACACCCUUAUUAUGCUUCAACGCUCCUCAAUAGGGUGGCGUUGUUGCAGGCGCAGGGCAAGUGCGAACACGCAGGCACCUUUGCCGUGCGGGCCCUGGAAAUUCUGGGUGCAACAGUAGGCGACCAACAUCCCACUUAUGCUUCAGCUCUGAACAACCGGGCGGCGGUGUUGAAGGCGCAAGGAAAUUACGAAAAAGCUGGGCGGUUGUACGAGAGCGCUAUGGCUGUCGGAGAAAAGACAUUGGGUUCAGACCAUCCAGGUCUUGCCACGUUGCUCAGGAACCGGGCGGAGUUCUUGAGAGAGCAGGGGAACUACAAAGACGCGGGUCCCUUGUUCAAACGAGCUGCUGAGAUAAAUGAAGCCGCUCUAGGCCCUGACCACCCAACAGUGGCCACGGAUCUUAACUCCCGGGCGGUGUUGUUGGGGUGUCAGCACAACUACAAGGAUGCCGGGAAACUCUUUAAGCAGUCAUUGGCCAUUCGAGAGAAGGUGUUAGGCUCAGAACAUCCUCUUGUGGCUUCAUCGCUCAGCAACUUGUCUGAGUUGUUGAAGAAUCAGGGGAACUACCCAGAGGCCAUGCGGCUGUGCAAGCGGUCACAGGCUAUUCGAGAGAAGGUGCUGGGUCCGAACCACCCCGAUGUGGCCUUAUCGUGCAACAACCGAGCGGCGUUAUUGUACCAUCAGAGCGAUUAUCCCCAGGCCGAGCAACUGUUUGCGCGGGUCGCCGAGAUGUGGGAGACAUCGUUUGGUCCUGAGCACCCAAAGGUGGCCACAGCACUCAACAACUGGGCGUCUGUGUUGGAGAAGCAGGAGAGGUACCCGGAGGCUAUUCGACGAUAUGAGAGAUCGCUCGCAAUCAAUACGAAGAGAAAAGGUGGACACCACUCACACACGGUCACCACUCAGAAAAGCCUGGACCGUGUACGCAGAAAGGUUAGUGCACGUUGGACCGUCUUGAAGGCAAACGCUGCAAUAUGGAACUCUUUGUGAGAAGGCCUGGCGCUGCUGGAAAAUGCCUUCUUCCGUGUUACAGGUGGAGACGAGAUCGAAGCAGCUGUCGGCCACUGCAAACCCGAUGAACAGGACACGAUAACAGCUCCCGGGGCAAGCUGCGUCAAGUGGAACAGCACGUCACUCUGCUUUGCCCCGCCGAGUGUGAUGUAAGAAAUCAGGCGGGGUAGUAUGCUUCGUCUGCUCCUUGUCUACUACGGUGUUUUUUUUUUCUCCAAGUACCAGGUAGACGCAACAAUGUCAUCUCUAUCCUUGGAAGGGAGUCUAAGGCAGAGUGGUAAUGAAUUCGUAGCAUCAGCGGCGGCUACCUUUCUUCUACGAUUUCCCGAGCAGCUCAACAAGUUUGUUUUGGUAGCCGUCGUGUGUACCUCUUCUGUACGUUAUGCUGGGAAGGUGUAGAAGGAAAGUGUUGGGAGGAUGAUUGUGUUUGUCGGGUGUGUUAUUUGCGGCGCCCUUUGUUGUACGUUUGGUAGCAUAUUUCUUUUGGAAAGCGUCGUGCGUGGAUUUAUCUUUCGUCACGAGGCAAGAUUUGGUUGCGAAAGCGAAACUGUACGAUUUGACAAUUGAAAAUACCUGAUGAGUAGUGUUCUCAAGAGCCGUAGGUGUUGGAUUGUUUUGCGCCACCACGUGGCGUAUAUUGAAUGCAGUACAAACCAUGUCUGCUGCAACAGCCAGUCAGUGUUGGUCCGUUCAUCGUACACGUACCCACGGGAAACCGAAGCUCAGAUCAAAUUCUGGCGAAAGGUGACAAGGACAAAUCAAUAUCACAGCAGUAGUACCGCGAUCAAAAGGAGUAAACCAGACAAUCAUAACAAACAGGCCACAGACCGUCAGACGUCGCAACUUAGACGGC
Messenger RNA from Ectocarpus sp. CCAP 1310/34, 4261 nucleotides. Lineage: Eukaryota; Phaeophyceae; Ectocarpales; Ectocarpaceae. The record is from the annotation of a GenBank genome assembly.